Molecule: messenger RNA, 1055 nt
Organism: Lactuca saligna
Lineage: Eukaryota; Viridiplantae; Streptophyta; Magnoliopsida; Asterales; Asteraceae
Source: the annotation of a GenBank genome assembly
AUGAAAGGUGGAAGAACUGCCAGAAGGGUAUUUGAGUUUGGAAGAACAUAUGUGGUGAAACCUAAAGGAAAACACCAAGCAACCAUUGUAUGGUUACAUGGCCUUGGUGAUAAUGGUUCAAGUUGGUCCCAGCUCUUGGAGACUCUUCCUCUUCCAAAUAUCAAAUGGAUAUGCCCUACUUCACCUUCUCAACCAUUAACCUUAUUCGGCGGCUUUCCUACAACUGCAUGGUUUGAUGUAAGUGACCUAUCUGAAGAUGCACAUCAAGAUGUAGAAUCAAUGGAUGCUUCUGCAGCACAUGUAUUGAGUCUCUUAUCUACUGAGCCUCCUAAUAUCAAACUUGGUGUAGGAGGGUUUAGUAUGGGAGCAGCAACUGCUCUAUAUUCUGCAACAUGUUUUUCACAUGGAAAAUUUGGAAAUGGAAACUCAUACUCUACUCAUUUGGAUGCAAUUGUUGGCCUUAGUGGUUGGCUUCCAUGUGCAAAGGAUCUGAGUAACAAGGUGGAAGGGGAGGAAGCUGCAAAUCGUGCUUCAUCCUUGCCUAUUUUACUUUGUCAUGGAAAAGUGAAUGUGUUGGAAUUGGAAUUGGCUAGCAUAUUUGGCGGAUUGUUGGUGAUUAGUCAUAAUGCAGAUGAUCUUCUUCCUCAGAAGAGGAUCGAUACCAACAACUUUUGGGGCGAAGAGAGGAUUUCCCGCUUCACAUGUUGGUUUCUCUGUUAUCGUACCUGGUGUUUGGGUUCCUUCCACCGGUUGUAUCUGGGUUUUCAUUCCGUGAGAGCAACGACAAAAUCAGGGCUACCUCCUAAACAUGUUGAAAAUCAGGGCUACCUCCUAAACAUGUUGAGAGUUCAAGUUUUCGUGAUUCUCACUAAUGUUUCAGGAAUUUGCCAAACACUGAUGGUAGACUCGUUUGCUUACCUACCUCCUAACUCAAAGCAUCACUUUAAGAGUUAUGAAUCUUCUACACUUGUUGUAUUUGAAAAAAGGUAUGCUUACCUAGAAGAUCAUAUUCCCGAGCCAAUUGUUGGCUCCACCAAUUAGCAACCACUUCUUGA